AUGGCAGGCACACAACCCAGCGCCGACCAAAUCUCACAAGUCUGCGGAAUAGCAGCGGUCGAUGAGUCAAGUGCUCGAAUAUUGUUGAGGAAAGCGAACAACGAUGUAAAUGCGGCUGUCAAUGCAUUCUUUGAGGAUCCGGUGGGCUCUUUGAAAGACCAAGUAGCCACAGAGCAAUGGCAGGAUCAGGAUAACAUCCCAUUUGCCGACGACUCAAGCAUGGGCGGCAUGCCUGCCUUGUCACGUCCGCCAUCGAGAAUAGGCCAUAACAGGUCCUUUGUGGAUUUGUCCAACGAACAUGCUGCAGCCUCAAAUUUUGAUGCUGCCACACUCAAGGAGGAGGAAGAGAUGAAUGACCCAGCCAUCCAGCGUGCGAUGGCAGAGUCGCUCGGACACACUCUACCAGCACAAGAGAAUGGAGUUACCGGCGCCGGCGCACACUUUGGACCCGCUAAGCGCGAACACUACGAUCCUGCGAACUGGGCACUCACCACAUAUUCAACUGCCCGCGAAAUAAUCGAUCACCCUCCGCCCUCAAAACGGCGUCGGAUUGACGACGAGCCCGCGUUCCUACGGGGUUCUAAGGAAACCGACUAUCUCGCGCCGUUGCUCACUAUCUAUCACAGCAUACCACUCGCUCGGGAAGCUUUGCUCAUGCCUAGUCUAAAGAUCCAUAAUUACGGCCACGAAGCCAGUUGGUGGUCCGGCACGUCCGAUGAGAACACUAAGGCUUUGUCGACCGAUAGCACACUACAGGUCGACCGGGACGAGUGCAAUGUACUCGCGGAAGUUCAAUGCUUGAUGGCCUUUCUUGACAGGUCAAAUCGUGCUUAUGGGAGUGUGGAUGCGCUGGCUGAUCUCCAAAGGGUUCGUUCCGGCAACGGCCAAUCGUCGCUUCGAUUCAUGCAGGCCUGGGCUUCCGCAGCAGUUCAUCAGGACCCUCAUGAGCAGUUGACUCAGGUUUUCACAUCUGUCGCCGUAAAGCACAAUGUGUCUGGUAGCGAUCCGCGGGAUGAAACGACCCUGUUCGUCGUUGAACCACCGACCAAUCCCGCUCUUGGGCAAACCUUGGUGGAUCUGCUUGAUACGACAGUAUGGGACGACAACAGUCAUGAACUCGACGAUGUGUGGAUUGACCAUGCCGCUGAGAUUUUCACUAUUCGUGUUCAUGAUCCUCAAGAGGGCAAAAGUGGCGUAAAUUUGACUCUGGAUCCCGUCUGGUAUCCUGACCGCUACCUAUACGAAUGCCGAGAUGUCAUGCGACAACUACGGAAGCAGCUUCAAGUGAUACGCAGAGAAAUCGAACAGUGCACCAUGAUUCAGCGUCGCUGCGAAGUUGUCAAGUUGCCGGAUAACAGGCUACUUAUGACCCGUGACGUGCUGAAUGCCGCUGUCAAAGCUUCCGCUGGAGUUACUGGCAAGAAGCCUGUCCAGUCUGGCUCGUAUGAGGGUCAACGGUCAAUCUCGGAGGACUCUGUCAGCACAGCGGCUAUGGAAGAGGUUCGUUCAGAACUGCAAAAUCUUCUCGGACGCAUCGAGCAAAAGUCGCAACAACUCGAGCAGAAGAAGACCGAGCUUCGGCAGAGAAUGCGAGAAAUCUCGUUGCAGCUGACAAAGCCUACCCAGGAAAGCCCUCACCUCCCGCAGCGCAAGUACACCCUACGCGGCGUGUCGACCAAGCCUAAUAUUACAUAUGUCCGCCGACGAAACUCUGAUCUCCUGCAUCUCGACGACGAUGAGAGCACCUCUGAAGACCCAGACAGCCAGUGGUGGCGAAUGUCCUGGCUACAGGACCCCGGCUCACAACAGCUGCCACCAGCACAAAUAGGUCCGGUCACGAAGGAUCAGGCUGAGGCUGAUCGAAAAGCGCAAGAGCCAACACCUGAUGGCGGCUCGAGGCCGUUCACCAUUGUCAAAGUCAGGGAGAACGAAGUCCUAGAAGCGGUUGAAAGCGAACAUCAUUCUGUGCUACUGGUGUAUGCCAACGAAAAUGCAAUGAAUUUCAAAGCCAGUGAGCUGAGCCUGCCACUGAGACACUUUGUGGACAGGGACAACCAAGCGUUCGCUGAGGAGUUGCAAGAAGAGGAAGGCACGGCGCUUGACACGUCUGGCGACCUAGUGCCUGAAACCGAAUUUGAAGACGUGCCUCUCAUCGAUCGAACCGGAUCCAACAGCUCCGUUCAGGAGUUUACACCAAUGUCCAUGUCGAGUCCAGCUCGUGAUGAGGAUGGACAACCUUCUCCCAAGCGGGCGAAAGAGAGCAACGCGAGCCUCUUCUCUGAGCAACCGCCCUCCUACGAAGACAGCGUCGACAAACAAGAAAUGCAAGAGCGGAAAGGCAACAAGAUUGGGUUGUACGCUGAGCAAAUGCUUCAAAAGUAUGGCGGUGACACCAGCAAAGAAAGCGACGCAGAGACCAUUGAUGGUGGCGAAUCUAUGCAUAUUGAGCAUUCAAACUAG
Messenger RNA from Exophiala viscosa, 2460 nucleotides. RefSeq lists its product as uncharacterized. The transcript is spliced from 5 exons. Lineage: Eukaryota; Fungi; Ascomycota; Eurotiomycetes; Chaetothyriales; Herpotrichiellaceae. The coding region runs from base 1 to 2460 and encodes 819 amino acids. Gene Ontology annotation, cellular component: nucleus; cytosol. Gene Ontology annotation, biological process: protein deubiquitination. The record is from RefSeq and is a predicted model, not a curated record.